GUUUGAUAACUGAAAUUAAGAAAAGAAGUGGUUCUUGUUCCAGUGUAUGAGAAUUGAAAAUAAAGAAACAUGUUUGUAAAAUCGUUUCUCGUGAUUCUUAUUAUAGAACUUUUUGUUCUUGUACAUGGAUUUUUACUCCCCAGAAGUAAAAUCCGACAUAUGUUUACACGUUCAUUAAAGCAACAUCUUGGAAAUGGAUCUAACAUUACUGCUUAUGAUUUAGAAGGAUUUUAUUCAAGAAAACAUUUGAUAUGGAAACAAGAACCAUACAAAACAUUUACAGAUUGUCUAGAAGAUUUUCCAGAGGGAAGUGUUAAAGGUCAAGACUUCUGUUUAUUGGAAGCGGUAAGGAACACAGCACACCACGUAUCAACACUAAUUUAGUAGUGCAGAUGAGAAAAAUAUCAAACAAUAUUAGAAUAUAAGUGUGUAUUUCUGAAGACUUUUUUUGAAAAAAAUUACUUCUUUGCUUCGAAACGUGCAUCAGUCGUACCUAUGGCAGGGCAAGUUAUGUUUGGCGGGUGGAGAGAGCAUAACAUUUAAUAAUCUGAAUUUAAGACGUCUGACACGAAAGCUCGCUUAAUUUUAGGGUUUGCAGGUAAGGUAUUCUAGCAAGUUACACAAAAGUAAAUAAUAUAACUUAAUUUGGUAAUUUCCAUCGGUGAACAUGCAAUUUUAUAAGAUAGGUCAUUAUUCCAACGAGUCAUACUGACUCCUAUCAACCUAUGACCGUUCUCCCAAACUGGCCGUGUCCGACUUCGCAAGUUCUCAAACUUUCUAAAGAACGAGAAAUCAAUCAGUUCUUACAGACAGCGAGUGCAUACGUUAUAUAGCUUUUGCUUGCAAUUAAAUGUACAAUGUAUUUUGAUAUAUUAUACCAAUUAUGUUGACCUUAAGGUAUUUCUGUACGUUUGAUAAAUCGGAAGUCAUGGAGUAACGUCAUUUAACCAGAUAACUUAGAAUAAAUACGGAACGAUAUGAAUUAAUGACAAUAUAUUCUGUAAAAAUAGCCCGUGAGUAAAUUUAUUAUAACAGCAACGUUAGUAUCUCUCUAAAGAUGAAAUAUGAUAUAAAAUAGUUUGACCAUUAAAGAAUUCUAAAUACUGUCUAAUAUGCCGAUCACUUUAAUCAUGGAAAAAAUAUCUCACGGAUCUAUAUAUUUUGUUUCACCUUAUUAUAGACCACAUUUAUAUUUCAACUGUAAGAAGUUUCAGAAUAAUAUACAUUAUAGAAAAAACUCAAUUUUUUUUCAGUAAGUCUAACAUAAAAUAAAAGCACACGACCCUAUCCUUUUGAUUUGCCGAAAUUUCUAAGUAUAUUUUGAAAAAAGAGGGUUUAUUCUGACUUUACAUUGUAAAUAAAUGGAUCCGAAUGUGUAUAGCUAAAUUAACACGCUUUAGAGUACAAGUGCACGUUUUAAAACUUGCAACAUAUUUUUUCAGUGUUUAUCUCCAGAAGAUGUUUUUCAAUUAUCUCGUCUGUCGCACAAUGCGUCAAGUGACGAAGAGACAUCGACCAUGGCAAUGAUCUUGCUGCAUCUUUUACAAAGCAAGUCAUGUUUACAGAAGUUGCAGACAAACCACAAGAUCGAAGAACAUAAGCUCAGAUCAUCGUCGAGUGAAAUCUGGGGUUAUGGUGUACUGAGUACAUCAAUAAUUGCACUGACAGCUUUUGGAGGGAUACUUGCUCUCCCGUUCGUUCAUGGUUUAGCCUACAAAAGAACAUUAUUAUAUCUGGCUGGACUGGCUAUUGGGACACUCGCAGGAAGCAGUUUAUUCUUUCUGAUACCGGAGGCGUUGGAACUUACAGAACAUGAAAUGCACAGGCCAGGAUUUGUUUGGAACUGUCUAUUUAUGGUCAUUGCGAUCUACACGUCUUUUAUUAUAGAAAGGGUUCUAAAAAUGAUCAAAGACUGGAGAGAGAGAUGCAAAAAAGCAAAAAUAAAACACCAAACGGAAAACGGUGUUUGUAUUAUAUCAUUGCCAUUGGAAGUAAAAGAUAAGGCUAAAAAUCCAAAACCAGAGGAUAAGCCGGUUGGAAAAGACACAAGUAAAAAUGAAAUGACUGAACAAGAUAGAAAACACAUUAAUGCUGUGGCGUGGAUGGUUAUUACCGGUGACGCCUUGCACAAUUUUAUAGACGGUGUUUCUGUAGGUGCAGCAUUUACCGAAAGUGUUUUAGCAGGUGUAUCUGUCUCCGUCGCAAUAUUCUGUGAGGAAUUGCCACAUGAAUUAGGCAAGUUUAGUUCUGUGGGAUUUAGGCUGUAUAUUGACACAUUUUUUUUCAAAAUUUUCAAACUAACUAUAACUUGAGAGCUAAUAGUUAAACAAAGCGAAAAUGAUUUUACGUUUAUGAAAGUGUUGUGAAUUGUGCUUAACGUUAUUACUAAUUUUUUUUAUAAUAAUGUUUUACGAUGUUGUAAUGAUUUAGUUUGGUAGAGGCCAUUUUGAUACUUUAUUUCAUGAUAAUGAAAUAUUCAAAAUACUAAAGGUAGCAAAUCUUUGAAUUAAUCCUUCAAGCAAAAAAUGUGACUUUUAAAAAUAUAAACUACAGUAACUGUUAAAAUUCUCAUAAGAAAAUCAUUGUUUUAACAUUAUUCAUUAGCAUUACAUUCAUUCUUAUGUAAAUUGGCAGCAUAUUGUUGCUGGGCUAAAGUCAAAACUUGAAGAAAACAAAAGAUAAUUUAUUUCCGAUGUCAGGUAAUAAAACACAUAUUUUAGACCACUUGAAAUUGUUUCGGCCAUUGACCUGCAAACUCUGAGCGGCAAGGCAGUCAAUAAGUGUUACUUAAUGCUCAAGUUACUUGUAACUUUUCAGUAAAUUUUUCAUAGGCAAUUACCGUAUACAUAAACAAAUCCAAUUAAUACCAGAAACCAAUUUUGUAAGGAUCGCCUGAGCAUGAAGCUGACUUGUUUGAUGACUAUUACUUGUCAUGUCUUUCCAUAUGAUCUGAGGAAAUAACAGUAUUGAUUGAUAUCUCUUGAUUACGCAUAAUAUAUUGUUUGCUUUGUUUAGGAGAUUUUGCGAUCUUAUUGUGUGAAGGCUUGACGAAGAAACAGGCAAUCAUUUGCAAUGUUUUAUCUGCAUGCACCAUAUACAUUGGACUUUCAGUAGGUAUUUUUCUCGGACAAAAUGAUACAGCUCACAAUUGGAUGUUCGCAAUUGCUGCCGGACUGUUUCUGUAUGUUGCUCUGGUCGAUAUGAUGCCAGAGAUGUGUGCUGUUGGACAACUUGAGGAGAGCAGAAAAUUGAUCGGAACAGGGAAUAUAUUUUUACUGCAGAACCUAGGCAUGGUUUCCGGAUUUGGCAUCAUGUUUAUUUUGGCAUUAUAUGGCGGUCAUAUAGCAGAAGCGAUUAAAGCGGGAUCUUGAUAAACGCUGCAUGUACCAGAACUCGUGUAAAUAGUGAGAAUUGAUCCAUACAUCGGGUACUUUAUUGUCAAGUUAAAAGCUUUUAGACAAUGAACCAUUAGUACUUUUGGAGCAAGGGUAGCGCUAAACAUUGAUUAAACAUUGUUAGUUUUUAACUCUGUUUAAAAACAAAAAGGCAACAGUUAUGACAUUGCAUAUUGUUGAGACUUACCCUAAGCCUUCUUUACACAAGGGAAACAAUCUGUUUAUAUAGUGAAAUUGUUGAGUCACCGUUUGUUAAUCCUAAUCAUGUACAUGUUAUAUGUAUCCUAUCUAUGUUAAAUGCAAUGCAU
This is a messenger RNA of Mercenaria mercenaria, 3703 nucleotides long. Its product is annotated as metal cation symporter ZIP14-like. Gene Ontology annotation, biological process: intracellular zinc ion homeostasis; zinc ion import across plasma membrane. The transcript is spliced from 6 exons. NCBI's taxonomy places the organism in Eukaryota, Metazoa, Mollusca, Bivalvia, Venerida, Veneridae. Gene Ontology annotation, cellular component: membrane. Gene Ontology annotation, molecular function: zinc ion transmembrane transporter activity. The record is from RefSeq and is a predicted model, not a curated record. Bases 1518 to 2312 code for a protein of 264 amino acids.